Molecule: messenger RNA, 1547 nt
Organism: Ipomoea nil (Japanese morning glory)
Lineage: Eukaryota; Viridiplantae; Streptophyta; Magnoliopsida; Solanales; Convolvulaceae
Exons: 3
Coding region: 186-1331 (381 amino acids)
Source: RefSeq, a predicted model, not a curated record
UUGCUUUCGAAGAUCAUAGAUAUACCACUGCUUUUUAGGUUUUAAAAAGAAUUAUUAGUAAUUUCUUGCUCUAGAAUAGAAAUUAGCUAGGUAGAAGUAAAUAUUUGGGGGUAAUUUGAGUAAGCUUCGGCUCCGAUGGAGUGGAGGGAAUGAAAUAUUACAAGUGAUUUUACAUUGGUGGUUCCAUGAGGAUUCAGCCUAUAGAUUUCACCUCACCUAAACAACCGUCUCCGGUUAAGCCUGUGGCGAAGUCGCGGUUCAAGCGGCUUUUCGAGAAGCAAUUUCCUGCCCUUCUGAGGACUCUGUCGGCGGAGAAGCCGGCCGGCGGUGAGGAGCCGAGCUGCAACAAAGAUGCCUCGGAUGAACCCUGCUCCGUUUGCUUGGCUAAGAUGGUUCAGAAUUUCAUCGAGGAAAGUGAGGAGAAGCAUAACCGAUGCUAUUGCCUCAACAGGAACUGUACGGACUCUGAGGAAGAUGCUGCCGAUUCAUGCAAUUGCUUCGGUGAAUCGAGCAAUAACUCCUCCUCCUCCUCUGCGGAUGCAUGUGAAAUUCUGAAACAGAGUUUGGUGGCUUGUGUGGUUGUAUCAGAGAGAAACCUCUUGGCAGACACAACUAAGAUCAUUGAGAAGAACAAGAUUUGCAAGCGAAAGGAUCAUGUCUGCCGGAUGAUCAUAGUGGAUGGCCUCAUAGCUCUUGGAUACGAUGCUUCAAUCUGUCAAUCUAGAUGGGAGAAAUCUGCUUGUAUACCUGCUGGUGAUUAUGAAUACAUUGAUGUGGUAAUUCAAGGAGAACGAUUGGUAAUCGACAUCGAGUUCAGAUCAGAGUUUGAAAUAGCUAGGUCCACAAAGACUUACAAGUCAGUUCUUCAAGCAUUGCCCAACAUUUUUGUGGGUAAAUGCGAUCGCCUGCAAAAGAUCAUUUCUAUAGUAUCUGAGGCAGCUAAGCAAAGUUUGAAGAAGAAAGGUAUGCCUGUUCCACCAUGGAGGCAAGCUGAGUAUGUCAAGGCCAAAUGGUUCUCUCCCUACACUAGAAUUGAUUUGACAUCUUCAAAGGCAGAGACUUGUUUGAAGGUGGAGGAGGAGGAGAGUGUGUGUUUGUGUGAAGCUAACUUGAAAGUGGGAAAGCCGAAGCCGAGUAGUAGGAAGGAAGAUGAUGAGAGUUGCAGUGAGUUUGAGGUGCUGAUGUUUGGAGAGGGAACUUCUAAGUCCAAAUCUUGUGGUGAAGAUGAUGAUGAUAAGGAGAUGGGUGUAGGUGAAGAAGCACGGGAGACUAAAGUGAAUGGAGGGAAGAAAAUGACUGGUUUAUCUUCUUUGAUUGAAGAGAAGGCUUGAAGUUUUGGAGCUUCAAUUCAAUGGUCUGUGUUUUAGUAUACUAACAAUAUAUUUUUUUUUUCUUGUUUUCUGCCCCUGGGUUUUGGUAUUUGGGGCACUAUAGAACGCAGUCCAAGUAUUAUAUGUCUUGGCCUAAGUAUGUCUUGAUCAAGUAAUGCCCUUCACCUUUUAAUGUAAGGGUACUAAGUGUUAAUGCAAUACAAUCACUAGUAGUAA